Molecule: messenger RNA, 666 nt
Organism: Rotaria sordida
Lineage: Eukaryota; Metazoa; Rotifera; Eurotatoria; Philodinida; Philodinidae
Source: the annotation of a GenBank genome assembly
AUGAAAUUAUGUCUUCGUCAAGAUCGUUGGUCAGCUCUUUUUUGUACUCUCCGAGUUGAACAUGCCAGAUUUUUACCAUUUUCUCAUUUAUAUUUUACUAAAGGGGAGGAUAUAGCAACAAUUGAACAUCUUCGAAAUGCAGCAACUAACGACAAUUCAUGGGAGAAAAUAACAUCAGUAAAACAUUUGGUUAAACAAAUGAUAGGUGAUUAUACUCAAUUGAGUGUCGCUUCUCAUACAUUCAAUCCAUCAAACAAUCCAUAUAUAGACUUCGAAGCUACUUUACUCGCUGAUAUACGUCGUGUACGACGCUAUUUUCAUUAUGUUACCAAUACAGUUAAAUUUAUUCCUUAUCUUGAUCGACGUGCUGUUGAAUUAGCUAUUCGUGAAAUAAGGUUAACAUAUGAUGAUGAUGAUGAUAAUGUUCUCAGUAAUAUACAAACAUAUUUGACAACAUUCUGUCUACGAAAUACUCUAGGUGAUGCGAAUGUCCAUAAACAGCAAUGUAUUGAAUGGACUAAAGAACGAGAUCAUUUAUUGCUACUCAACAAGGAACGUCGUACUCAAGUUAAUAAACUUGAAAAAGAAGCUAGAGCAGACAGAGACAAGAUUGAAGCCUUUGAACGUGGUCUACAAAAUACUUUUUCCAAAAAAGAAAGAAAUUGA